Aureobasidium namibiae CBS 147.97 is the source of this 231-nucleotide messenger RNA. RefSeq names its product DUF1748-domain-containing protein. The record is from RefSeq and is a predicted model, not a curated record. The transcript has 3 exons. Bases 1 to 231 code for a protein of 76 amino acids. NCBI's taxonomy places the organism in Eukaryota, Fungi, Ascomycota, Dothideomycetes, Dothideales, Saccotheciaceae. Gene Ontology annotation, cellular component: cytoplasm.
AUGGUGCUCGGCCGCCUCACUCACUACGCCUUCGAUGCCGUCCUCUUCUCCGCCUUCCUCGCCGGUGUCAAGCGAUCCACAGGCCUUACCCCCAGUGUCAACGAAGACAAAAUCACAGACAACGAGACCGCAAAGUCGUGGAUCACUUCCUACCUGGCCGUCGGCGAAAUGGUCAUGGAUCAGAGUGUCGCCGUCAUGAGUUCCAUAGCUUGGUUCGAGCGCAAGAGGUAG